AUGACUUGUCAUAUGACAAUAUGUUAUUUAUUUUUAAAUGACAAUGUGCCAUUACUGCCUCAGAGUGGUUUGAUAACUCAACAGAACCAGUUUACAUUCAUGUUUGAAAAACACAGAAAAAUUAUCAUAAAGAUCAAUAAAAAUAAUUCACUAAUAAAAAUUAGUGCUGCUAAAGAUAACAGAUACUCUUUUAUGCUUAUUGCUAUAGAAACUACAAUCAAACAAGAAGAUUCUAAU
Molecule: messenger RNA, 237 nt
Organism: Cetraspora pellucida
Lineage: Eukaryota; Fungi; Glomeromycota; Glomeromycetes; Diversisporales; Gigasporaceae
Source: the annotation of a GenBank genome assembly